AUGGCAAAGUGGCUGUGUCGAAGUCUCAAGUUUCUGACCACCGAGUGGAACACUGCAGUCAGAUCACCGACACAAUUCUUGAAGAAACUCAAAGGGGUAAGUCUCCUGCCAAGCGACGUCAUGGUAUACUUUGAUGCCACGUCCCUUUUUGCUUCUAUUCCACAGGACCUGGCAAUCAAGACCAUUGAACUAGUCCUACGAGACAAAUACAAUGAAAAGGAGAAUCGCUACGUACAGGUCCAAAUCAUCCAACUUCUGAAGUUCUGUCUCAAGACGUACUUUAUGUUCGACGGAACAAUCUGCGAACAGAUGAAGGGCAAGCCAAUGGGUUUACUGGUUUUGGGACUCAUACCCGAGGCGGUCCUACAACGGUUGGAGUCGCAGGUCUUCCGACAACACAUCGGCUCGGUAUUUGGAUGGUACCUUCGUCGCCAUCGCACGGGAUCAGGUGUUGACAUUCAAAGAACGUCUCAACGCCGUCUUCCCAGAUAUUCAAUUUACGAUGGAGAAGGAAGAAAAUAACCGACUGGUCUUUCAGUAUGUCCUCGUCUGCCGCAAGGAUUGUGGUGGCCUAAAACCAAUGUGUUCGGCUAAGCAAUAAAUUUGACGCAAGUACUGGUCUUCACAGCAACUGGACCGUCUAUUCCAGUAAUGGCAAAAGACAACCAUUUCCAUCUCAGCUGUCUUUGUUGAAUAUUAAAUCUCGGAUGGCAAGACAGGAUCACCGACAGGGAAGUCCCAGAACGGACUGGCAUCCUCAGUAUUCAUGCCAUGUCACGUCCCUUUUUAUUUCUAUUCCAUAGGGCCUGGCAAUCAAGACUAUCGAGUUACUCCUAAGAGACAAAUACGAUGGAACGGAGAAUCGACCCGGACAAAUCCAAAUCAUCCAACUCGCAAAGUUCUGUCUCAAGACGCGCUUUGCGUCCUACAAAAUAGUCUACGAGCAGAUGAAGUGCACGCCAAUGAUUUCGGGACUCAUAGUCGAGGAUGUUCUACAAAGGUUGGAGUCGCUGGUCUUUCGACACCACAUCGGCUCGGUAUGUGGAUGA
Messenger RNA from Spirometra erinaceieuropaei, 1049 nucleotides. The record is from the annotation of a GenBank genome assembly. Lineage: Eukaryota; Metazoa; Platyhelminthes; Cestoda; Diphyllobothriidea; Diphyllobothriidae.